AUGGCGCAAAAUUACUCCUUUCAGUACUUCACCGUUCAGUUCCCACCCGAGAAUCCAUAUGUCGCCCAUGUGGAGAUCAACCGGGCAGAGAAGAUGAACGCCUUCUUUGAAGCUAUGUGGCUGGAACUGCGCCAGGUUUUCGCUCAACUAUCGGAGGACUCCGCCGUGCGGGCCAUCGUGCUGAGUGGCGCCGGUGAGAAGGCAUUCACCACUGGGUUAGACGUCAAGGCUGCCUCUCAGGGCCCCCUGGUUGGAAAGGCAGAUCACGACCCCGCCCGCAAAGCGGUUCAGCUGCGCCGCCAUGUCGCCGAGUUCCAGGACUGCAUCAGUGCCAUCGAGCGCUGCGAGAAGCCUGUCAUCGUUGCCAUGCACGGAUUUUCACUCGGUCUGGCAAUUGAUCUGUCGACCGCCGCUGACAUCCGGCUCUGCUCGACGGACGUGCGAUUCGCUGUCAAGGAGGUCGACAUUGGUCUCGCCGCGGAUAUUGGCACGUUGAGCCGGCUGCCCAAGGUGGUUGGAAACUUCGGCUGGGUGAAGGAGGUGUCGCUGAGCGCCCGCAUCUUUGGGGCCGAGGAAGCACUGCGUGUGGGUUUCGUGAACGCUGUGUACGAGAACCGCGAGGCUCUGAUCGCGGCGGCCCUCAAGCUGGCCACGCUGAUCGCCAUGAAGAGCCCUGUGGCUGUUCAGGGUACCAAGGAGAUCUUGAACUGGUCGCGCGACCACUCCGUGCAAGACGGCCUGCGCUAUACGGGCGUGUGGAACAGCGCAGCCCUACAGACCAGUGACGUGUCUGCAGCACUGUUGUCCGCGAUGCAGAAGCGCACCCCUACGUUUGAAAAGCUGUAG
This is a messenger RNA of Penicillium canariense, 846 nucleotides long. RefSeq names its product enoyl-CoA hydratase/isomerase family protein. Gene Ontology annotation, molecular function: delta(3,5)-delta(2,4)-dienoyl-CoA isomerase activity. The record is from RefSeq and is a predicted model, not a curated record. Gene Ontology annotation, cellular component: mitochondrion. The coding region runs from base 1 to 846 and encodes 281 amino acids. Lineage: Eukaryota; Fungi; Ascomycota; Eurotiomycetes; Eurotiales; Aspergillaceae. The transcript is spliced from 2 exons.